This is a messenger RNA of Rhododendron vialii, 2042 nucleotides long. RefSeq names its product acetate--CoA ligase CCL3-like. The transcript has 3 exons. Bases 118 to 1821 code for a protein of 567 amino acids. The record is from RefSeq and is a predicted model, not a curated record. NCBI's taxonomy places the organism in Eukaryota, Viridiplantae, Streptophyta, Magnoliopsida, Ericales, Ericaceae.
GAUUUUUCCCCCCGAGUAUCAUUCCAGUAAAUCUAUAUCGACACAGCCACUUGUGCAUCGCCAAGCUUGCUGGAGAGAGAGAGAGAGAGGGAGAGGGAGGGAGGGAGGGUUGCAGAGAUGGUGGUGGAGAGAGACAUAGACGACCUACCGAAGAACGCAGCUAACUACACAGCACUCACACCACUGUGGUUUCUAGAGCGAGCAGCUACCGUGCAUCCCCACCGCAAAUCCCUGGUCCAUGGAUCUCUGCACUACACCUGGCUCCACACCUACCACCGUUGCCGUCGAUUGGCCUCCGCUCUCUCCCAUCGCUCCCUCGGCUUCGGCAGCACUGUGGCAGUAAUUGCCCCAAACAUUCCAGCCCUCUAUGAAGCUCAUUUUGGAGUACCAAUGUCUGGAGCUGUUAUAAACCCCAUCAACAUUCGUCUAAAUGCAUCAACGGUUGCUUUUCUUUUGGAACAUUCAUCAUCUGCUGUUGUAAUGGUGGAUCAAGAGUUUUUCCCCUUGGCAGAGGAAGCCUUGAAAAUUUGGCAAGAGAAAAGCAAAACUAGUUUUGUGCCUCCGCUUCUCAUUGUCAUAGCCGAUGAAAGUUGUGAACCAAAGUCACUCAAAUAUGCUUUAGGAAGAGGGGCAAUUGAAUAUGAAAAGUUCUUGGAAACUGGUGACCCCGAGUUUGCUUGGAAACCACCGCAGGAUGAGUGGCAUAGUAUUUCUUUGGGAUACACUUCUGGUACAACUGCUAGUCCUAAAGGGGUGGUGUUGCACCAUCGAGGAGCAUAUCUCAUGUCUCUGAGUGGAGCGUUGGUAUGGGGAAUGAAUGAAGGGGCUGUAUACCUAUGGACUUUGCCAAUGUUUCAUUGUAAUGGUUGGUGUUACAUUUGGACACUUGCAGCUCUUUGUGGGACAAGCAUAUGUCUUCGACAGGUCACAGCAAAGGCAGUUUAUUCGGCCAUUGCUGAACACGGGGUAACCCAUUUCUGUGCUGCGCCGGUUGUGCUCAACACAAUAGUAAAUGCUUCACCAGAUGAGACCAUCCUUCCCCUGCCUCAUGUUGUCCACGUAAUGACAGCCGGUGCGGCCCCACCCCCUUCUGUUCUCUCGGCAAUGUCUCAAUGUGGGUUCCGCGUCACCCACACUUACGGCCUCUCAGAAACCUAUGGCCCAUCCACUGUCUGUGCAUGGAAGCCCGAAUGGGACCAACUUCCCAUAGAGUCCCAAGCCCGACUUAAAGCCCGCCAAGGUGUUCGAUACGUUGGCUUAGAGAACCUUGAUGUUGUCAACACCGUAAACAUGGUACCAGUUCCCGCGGAUGGAACCACAGUUGGGGAGAUUGUGAUGAGGGGUAAUGGUGUAAUGAAAGGUUACUUGAAGAACCCUAAAGCAAAUGCCGAGGCUUUUGCAAAUGGGUGGUUUCACUCUGGGGACCUUGGAGUAAAGCACCCAGAUGGGUAUAUAGAAAUUAAAGACAGAUCGAAGGAUAUUAUUAUAUCCGGAGGUGAAAAUAUUAGUAGUGUGGAGGUAGAAAAUAUGUUGUAUACGCAUCCGGCAAUUUUGGAAGCAGCGGUGGUGGCUAGGGCGGAUGAGCGGUGGGGGGAGUCCCCUUGUGCUUUUGUGAUGCUGAAGAAAGGGUUUGAGAAAUCGGAUGAGCCGCGUUUGGCAGAGGAUAUAAUGAAGUUUUGCCGGUCUAAGAUGCCGGCCUUUUGGGUUCCGAAGUCGGUGGUGUUUGGACCUCUGCCCAAGACGGCUACUGGUAAGGUACAGAAGCAUCUGCUUAGGGCCAAGGCUAAGGAGAUGGGACCUCUCAAGAAGAGUAGGUUAUAAUCCUACAUUGGCAUCGAAGUAUCUAAUUAAAGGGUAGUAAUGCUACAGAUUCAGAACAUUUACCGGAAAGUCAGCAUUGCCUUCAUCCUGGUGGACUGCAAAGCUGCCAACCGACAUUCUCGCCACUUUUUCUGGAAAGUUUGGGGCACAUAGUGUAUUUUUAAGGUAUGAUACUGUUAUUUUUGCGUCUGUUGUGGGCAUAUAUAAGCCCUUAUGUUGUA